CCAAUCGCGCCCAACACUAGUGUCCGUACGAUCGCUCCGAUACCUCAGUCCACACAUCGGCUCAUCGUUCCGACCACUUCUGUGAGAGCCGGCACCGCGACCUUCACAGCCGUCACCGCCAGUCCGACCACUGGCUCACAAACCACGACAUUUCUCACUACAACCGGUGCCUCCAAUUCCGGUCAAGUUUUUAUGUUACCCAACCCUAUGCUGAAGAUAGCGACCACUACUACCGCCGGCUCCACGACUCCCACUUCCAAAUCCGUCUCAUUUGCCACGACUGGCCCCCAGAGGACUAACUUUGUGCCGAUCGCACCGUCGCCUAUGACCGCCUCAUCGACUGUCAAUACUCUAACCGCCGCACAAAUCAGUUCAUUAAAGAUAACCAAUGGUACAAAAGCAGUGGAGGACCCGAACCAACGGAAGCCAUGCAAUUGUACGAAAUCUCAAUGCCUGAAACUGUAUUGCGAUUGUUUCGCGAACGGCGAGUUCUGCAGUUCAUGCAAUUGCAUCAGUUGUCACAACAACUUAGACCACGAGGAGGACCGCCAGAAGGCCAUUCGC
Medioppia subpectinata is the source of this 564-nucleotide messenger RNA. Lineage: Eukaryota; Metazoa; Arthropoda; Arachnida; Sarcoptiformes; Oppiidae. The record is from the annotation of a GenBank genome assembly.